GUUAGCUCGCGCAUCACGUGCCUAUAGUACGCCGCUUUGGCUUGAAUUGGAGACGCAAUUUUGACGACCUGUUUGUUCUGGCGGCUUGCAGCACAGUCCGAUCGCAAUGAAGGCAUCAUCGAACGCUUCCAAACAAGCCGUUAAAUCCAAGUCCCCGGUCCUUUCGGAGAAACUCUCAAGUACUUCGUCAACAACGGCGGCACCGGCAAAGCGUUCCGCCAAAAAGCAGUCGACAAGAGGCUCGAGUCCAGGGAAAACAAGCACCGAACCACAGACUGCCGCAACGCCACCAAUGGCCAUCGCUACAAAAGACACGAUUGCCUCAAUUUUGCUUCUGAAAGGCUGCGAGUUAGAAGGGGUAGACGAUGUCUACUUAUGCGACCCGUACGUCGUGUUUCAGAUUGGAGCAGAACAUUACACUAGCCGGGUCAUUCGUGAAGCCAGCGACCCUGUUUGGAACGAAAAGUUUGACAUCUUCAUUAGCAACGGGAAAUCAAUGGUAUUGGAUGUUAUCAUAAUGGAUAAAAAUGAGAAUGCCAGCACACAGUUCAUAGCCAGAUUUCGUAUCAACCUGGCAAAGUACAACUACAACACAACGUACGAAGUUCGGCAGGACCUCGACGACGAUGCGGGAAGACUGUUCUUCCAGGUGACCCUGCUGGAACCGAAUCGUCUUUUACAGGGCGACGUCUUCGACCUGCCUUCUUUCACCACACUCUAUUACAUGCGCCGUGAGAUCGCCAAGAAAUACGGCUGGAGCGUCUUUGGCGAUUGGAGCGAUAUUGGCCAAGUUAUGCUUAUAGUGUACAUGGCGAAGGACGUGGCUGCACGACACCUCGAAGACAGGAUCAACCCCUUUUGUGUUGUGGAGCUGGCUGAUAAGAAAAUUCAUUCGGACAUUCAAAAAUCCACCAUCAACCCUGUCUGGAAUUGCCUGAUCAGAAUAAGGAAGAUCCCUGACCUACACGCCGCGCUGCAGAUUACUGUCCUCAAUGAUUUCACCAGGCAGGAAUUCCUCGGAACCAUCGCUUUCCCUCUCGUCAUGAUGGAGCGACGUAAGAUGCUGUGGUUUCCGCUGAAGGAUGAAUACCUCUCGACGGACACUGGGGGAGAAAUAUUUAUCGAAUUUGACAUGAUUUACAAUCCGAUUAGAGCUGCCUUAAGAAGCUUUCAGGAGAAACCGGCUCCACCAGCUCCACUAGCGGACACAUCACUCGCUAGGGAGACACUGACGCGAAAUGUGCGUCGAACGAAGAACUUGUUCAAGCGCUACGUCGCAGUGAAGAACUUGUUCCUCAAGUCUUUCGACUGGGAAAGUGUUCCUUUGUCCGCCUUCUCUUUCGUCUCCUUGGUGUGGCUGUCGUUAUACCUUCAGCCUUACAUGCUUCCCUGGUUGGGCAUUGUCGGUUUAAUCGUCAUACAGGUGGCAAUCAAAUACUGGAAUGUACUGGAACCGCCUAUAGAAGAAAAACGACGGUCAAGUCUGUCCUUGUCAGAAAGGCUGGCCGGACUGCAAGAAGCUGCAGAAGCGAUGCAGAACACGCUCGGCAAGGGCUCUUCCAUCGGCGAACGCAUUCUAAACGCCCUUACAUUUCGCUACCCCUACGUGUCCCGGAUGCUAAUCGUCCUCCUUGUCGUGUCUGGCUUUCUUUGCUACUACGUGCACCUUCGAUACUGGAUACUCAUAUGGGUUCUUCAUAAACACUGGAAAGGAUUUCGACGUUAUUACUUGGGCAAACUUGGCGAGGCGAGACAACGGACAAACAAGAUCUGGAACCUUAUCAGCAGAACACCGGACGACUACGAACAAAGCCGUUAUUCUAAGCCCAAGCCCGGCGAUCCUCAGAAGCAGACGGAGCCUGGCUACAUCACAAGGUCCAUAACCUAUGGGCGACCAUAGAUGUAACAUAGAAGCGUGCUUUUUACCACGUAACAAGACACUUGACCAAACACUUGUUUUCGCUUC
Ornithodoros turicata is the source of this 1966-nucleotide messenger RNA. RefSeq names its product multiple C2 and transmembrane domain-containing protein 1-like. Lineage: Eukaryota; Metazoa; Arthropoda; Arachnida; Ixodida; Argasidae. Gene Ontology annotation, cellular component: synaptic vesicle membrane. Gene Ontology annotation, molecular function: calcium ion binding. Gene Ontology annotation, biological process: regulation of neurotransmitter secretion. The coding region runs from base 107 to 1900 and encodes 597 amino acids. The transcript has 16 exons. The record is from RefSeq and is a predicted model, not a curated record.